Molecule: messenger RNA, 2977 nt
Organism: Rubroshorea leprosula
Lineage: Eukaryota; Viridiplantae; Streptophyta; Magnoliopsida; Malvales; Dipterocarpaceae
Source: the annotation of a GenBank genome assembly
UUCCUUUCUCUUGUUUUUAUCUUUCCCAAACAACACCCCGUCCUCUGGAAACCAUCAUACCAUUCCAUUUUCCCGGAAAAAAAAGGAAAAAGAAUUUAAAUCUUCAUUUUCUUUCUCGAACUCUUGAUUCUCCAUUGCUUUUCUUGUUUGGAUUUCAAGGUUUUGGAAAGAUCCCAGGCUGAGGCUUAAUCUUCUUCUUCUUCUUUUUUCUUGUUCUUGUAAUCUUGUUUUCUAUUUUUGGUUAAUUUUGUUUCUUCGAGAGAUUUGUUUUUUAAUUUUUCUGUUUGCGGAUAGGGAACGCAUUUCGAGAAAAAAAUUUUUUUUGGGGUUAUCCGAGGGUAGUAAUUUGUAAAUUUUGAGGUUGUUCUUGGUUCUGGACCUUCUGGUUUUUUGUUUUUUGUUUUUUGAGAAAUGGUGGUGAAGAUGAUGAGGUGGCGGCCUUGGCCGCCUCUGGUUUCGAGGAAGUAUGAGGUUAAAUUGGUGGUACGGAGGCUGGAGGAGUGUGAUCCGGCGGAGAAGUGGGAUAAAUUGGCCGUGGAGGUUAGAUGGAAGGGGCCGAAGGCGGCGCUUAGUUCUCUGAGGCGUACGGUGAAGAAGAACUUCACCAAGGAAGUGGAUGGGGUGGCGGAAAACGGCGUUGUUGUCUGGGACGAGGAGUUUCAGAGUCUCUGUACCUUAUCGGCCUACAAGGAUAAUGUGUAUCAUCCAUGGGAGAUCACUUUCACCCUCUUCAAUGACUUGUACCAAGGUUCAAGGGGCAAGGUUGCUAUUAUUGGAACAGCAUCAUUGAACCUCGCUGAAUAUGCUUCUGCAGCAGAGCAGAAGGAGUUUGAGCUAAACAUCCCUCUCUCGCUAGCUGCCAGUUCUGUGGAACCUCAUCCCAAACUUUGUGUAUCACUCAGUUUGUUAGAACUAAGAGCUGCUGCUCUAGAAGUCACAGAGCCAGUGCAGGGAGCAAUAGUGCCUGCUGUGUCCCCUUUCCGAUCAGGGGAAACCAUCUCAGCUGAAAAGGAUGAGGUUUCUGCAAUCAAAGCUGGUCUUAGAAAAGUAAAGAUUUUUACAGAGUAUGUUUCCACCAGGAGAGCAAAAAAGGCCUGCCGUGUGGAGGACGGCAGUGAAGUCAGGUGUUCUGCUAGGAGUGAUGAUGGUGAGUAUCCAUUUGACUCAGACUCACUUGAUGAUUUUGAAGAAGGAGAAUCAGAUGAAGGGAAGCAGGACACCACUGUUAGGAAGUCAUUCAGUUAUGGUUCCCUGGCUUAUGCAAAUUAUGCUGGAGGAUCAUUUUACUCCAGUAUGAGAAUGAAUGGUGAAGAUGAGGACUGGGUAUACUACAGCAAUCGUAAAUCAGAUGUGGGCUGCUCACACGUUGAGGAUUCAACUGCAUCAAUCUCCGAGCCAUCUGUGCUGCAAAGUUCAAAGCGCAGCAUACUCCCUUGGAGAAAGAGGAAGCUAAGCUUCAGAUCUCCUAAAGCCAAAGGUGAGCCAUUGUUAAAGAAGGAGGCCUAUGGAGAGGAAGGUGGCGAUGACAUUGAUUAUGAUCGCCGGCAGCUCAGCUCCGAUGAAAGUCUUCAACUUGGGUGGCAUAAGACGGAUGAGGAGUCGUCUGCAAAUCGCACAUCGGUCUCUGAAUUUGGGGAUGACAAUUUUGCUAUAGGCAGUUGGGAACAAAAAGAAGUGGUAAGCCGUGAUGGACAUAUGAAGCUGGAAGCCCAAGCAUUCUUUGCUUCAAUUGAUCAGCGGAGUGAGCGUGCAGCAGGAGAAAGUGCAUGUACCGCUCUUGUUGCAGUUAUUGCUGAUUGGUUUCAGAACAACCGUGAGCUUAUGCCUAUUAAGUCCCAAUUUGAUAGCCUGAUCAGAGAAGGCUCAAUGGAGUGGAGGAAUCUCUGUGAGAAUGAAACUUAUAGAGAGAGAUUCCCUGACAAGCACUUUGAUCUUGACACAGUCCUUCAAGCAAAAGUUCGUCCUCUUUCGGUAAUAUCAAGCAAGUCCUUUAUUGGAUUUUUCCAUCCAGAGGAGAUGGAUGAGGGAGGAUUUGACUUUUUGCAUGAUGCCAUGUCUUUUGAUAACAUUUGGGAUGAUAUUAGCCGAACUGCUGCAGAAUGUCCGAGCAAUGGCGAACCUCAUCUUUACAUUGUCAGUUGGAAUGACCACUUUUUCAUCCUCAAGGUUGAACCAGAAGCUUACUACAUCAUUGACACAUUAGGGGAGAGGCUUUAUGAGGGAUGCAGUCAGGCCUACAUAUUGAAAUUUGACAGUAGUACUGUAAUUCACAAACUGACAAAUGUUGCCCAAUCAUCAGAUGAAAAACCAACUGGUGAUCAGCAAACAGCAACAGCAGCCACGGAAUCCAAGAAUCCACAGGUUCAGCAGGUCAGUGGGAAGGAGGGUUCUGUUGAGUCACCAGAAGUGACCAAAUCUGAGGAAUCAGGUGAUGGAAAUGAAGAGGUUGUGUGCCAAGGGAAGGAGUGCUGUAAGGAAUACAUAAAGAGCUUCCUGGCUGCCAUACCAAUAAGGGAGCUGCAGGUCGAUAUCAAGAAGGGCUUGAUGGCAUCAACACCUCUUCACCACCGACUACAGAUUGAAUUUCACUACACUGAGCUCACUGAGACUCCAACAUCUCAGAUGAUGAUGACAACAUCCACUCCGCCAGCCAUUGAAUUUCCAUUAACAGAAGUUGCUGCAUAGACUUACUGUAAAUUGUAGGGAAGUGCCUCUACUCUUUAACCUUUUUUUUUUUCGUUUCUAGAAUUCCCUUUUACUAUGCAUAUCUUAUAAUGUUAAUGGGGUUAACAAAGAGGAACCCAUCUGAACUUUCCAAGAGGUUUGGCAAAUAGAGUUGUGCUUCUGAUCUUUGGCUAGCAAUGAAACAUCUACUCCAGUUUGGAGCUUUUAAUUUCUGUCUCUUGUUCGGAAAUUGGUAUUAUAUGACUGCAAUUAUCUUCUUUAACUCGCUGCUAAAUAAAGCAUCCUAGAGCAU